Molecule: messenger RNA, 1971 nt
Organism: Vigna radiata var. radiata (mung bean)
Lineage: Eukaryota; Viridiplantae; Streptophyta; Magnoliopsida; Fabales; Fabaceae
Exons: 6
Coding region: 1-1971 (656 amino acids)
Molecular function (GO): zinc ion binding
Source: RefSeq, a predicted model, not a curated record
AUGGUUAUGUUAUAUGAGAGAAGGGGAAAGAGGGGUUGCUGCAUUUAUGAGAAGAAGGAAGUUGAAGUUGGUGGUGAAGAAGCUGAAGUUGGUUGUGGUGUAGGGGAAGAAGGUGAUGAUGAUAGUGAAGAUGUUGAAGAUGUAGUUGCUGAUGAUGAUAGUGAAGAUGAUUUGGUGGAUGUUUUUGUGCAUACAGAUGAAGAAGUCAAAGAGGAGGAUGUUGAUAGUGAAGAUGAGAUGGUGAAUGUUGGUACAGGAAGUGGAAGUAGGAAGUCAAAGUUGCAUGCCCAGGCUAGGGGCUUAUCAGAUAGUGAGUGGGAAUCUGAUGAAUGUGGUAGUAUUGAUGAAAGUGAUGAUGACUCAAGGAAUGAAACACCCCGAUAUGGAGAUUUUGGGGUAUGCUCAGAGCCAAGUAAUAUGAAAGAAUAUAAAUGGGUGUUGGGGACAUACUUCCCUGAAAAAACUGAUUUCAUUGAUGCAAUUAGGACAUAUGGAAUACAUAAUGGUAGAAAGUUGAAGAUUUCUAAAAAUGACAAGAGAAGAAUAUGUGUUAAAUGUUGUGGAUCACAAGGGAAGUGUCCUUGGUAUGCAUAUUAUGCCUAUAGGAGUAUCCAAACUACAUGGCAACUAAGGAAGAUCAUUGAUAAACAUACAUGUAGUAGGGAAUUCAACAUUGGUCUAGUUACCAAGAAAUGGUUAAGUAGGAAAUUAGAGAAGACCAUGAAAGCAAAUCCAGAAAUCAAUCUGAGAAAUCUGCAUAGUAAGUUUUCAAAAAAAUGGAAUAUUGGUGUGUCUAGGUCUACAACAACCAAGGCAAAAGCCAUGGAUACCGCCAACAUUGAAGGUUGUUUCAAACUGCAGUAUGAAAGACUAUAUGAUUAUGCACAUGAGUUAUUGAGAUCAAACCCUGGUUCAACAGUAAUAGUAAAAGUGGGACGAAAUGGGGAUAAUGUUAUAUUCAACAGAAUUUAUGUGUGUUUCAAAGCAUGUAAAGACAACUUUGUCUGUUGUCGCCCUAUCAUACAUUUGGAUGGUUGUUUUUUACAAGGCAAGUAUGGAGGUGAGCUUUUAACUACUGUUGCAAGAGAUGGUAAUGAUCAUAUGUGUCCAUUGGCCUAUGUUGUUGUUGAAGUAGAAAAUAAGGAGACAUGGACUUGGUUUUUAGAAUUGUUAAUUGAUGAUCUUGGAGGAGGAGGAUUCUGUUCAAGGUGCACAUUUAUGUCAGAUCAACAGAAAGGACUUAUGCAAGCUUUCCGACAAUUGUUGCCUGGUGUGGACCAACGUUUCUGUGUCAGGCAUUUGUAUUCUAAUUUUCGGAAGAAAUUUCCUGGGAUAAUUCUUAGACAAUUAUUGUGGAUGGCAGCAGCAGCUUCACACCCCCAAGCAUGGGAAUCGGUCAUGAGACAAAUCAAGGAUGUCAACGAAGACGCUUUUAAACACUUGAUAAGUAUUGCACCAAGGUUUUGGUCUAGGUCCAGGUUUUUGGGAAGACCUUCAUGUGACACAGUUGUCAAUAACAUCUCUGAAGCUUUUAACAGCGUAAUUGUAGAUGCAAGGGGGAAACCUAUUAUAACAAUGUUGGAAGACAUUCGCAGCUACCUAAUGAAGAGGUGGGCAUCCAACAGGCAGAAGAUAACUAAGUAUGAAGGUUCCAUUUGCCCCAAAAUUCAAAAGAGACUUCAUAAGGAGCUACAGAAGACACAAUAUUGGAUACCUAAUUGGUCAGGGCUGCAAGUAUUUGAGAUCCGGCAUACAUCCAAUCUUGCAGAAAAAUAUGUGGUUGAUGUAGACAAAAGAGAUUGUAGCUGCAGGAAGUGGAUUCUCACAGAGAUACCUUGCUGCCAUGCACUCACAACUAUGAGCUGUGGGAAAGAACAUCAUAUCCUGAUAUUUUGCCUCCUCCUAAUAGGGUCUUGCCAGUUUAAGCAAGUCUUAGUUUUGGUUUUAAAGCUGCUAGACCAGUCCAUUUGA